This is a messenger RNA of Trypanosoma conorhini, 648 nucleotides long. RefSeq names its product putative PITH domain-containing protein 1-like. NCBI's taxonomy places the organism in Eukaryota, Euglenozoa, Kinetoplastea, Trypanosomatida, Trypanosomatidae. The transcript has a single exon. The record is from RefSeq and is a predicted model, not a curated record. Bases 1 to 648 code for a protein of 215 amino acids.
AUGCCCUGUAACUGCCGUCACGGCACAGGAUCUCACGAUCACCUGCGGGAUGGCUUUCUUCAAGGAGGUGUCCUCGGUAUAGGAUCGCCUUUAAAUGAGCAGGUGGAUCUGCCUUUUUUGCAGCUGUGGAAUGCAAGACACAGCGCCUCUGAAGCGGCUCGUCUUUUCGAUCCCAAAAUGGAGGAUAAUCAAGAACCUAUCUGUAGCGACGCUGACCCUGAGCUCUUGUUUUUGGUGCCUCUCAAGCAAGUUUGCCGCGUAAGAGGCAUUUCCAUUCUGGGAACCAACGAUGACUUUUCUCCAGCAGAAGUAAAAUUAUUCUGUAAUCCCACUGACGUUGUGGGUUUUGACUCGGUCCGUCGAUUGCAACCGCAGGAGGAAGUUCAGUUGGCCCAAGUCCCAGAGGGGGAUCGAAUAGUAUACCGCCUGAACCCGGCGAAAUUUUCCAACUGCUCGAGCCUGGGACUUUUUUUUGAGCGGAGUUUUGGGGAGGAUGAAACGCACUUACUUCGCAUCGACCUUUUCGGUGAAUCCACGGGGAGGUCCGUUCAUCAAGAAUUGGCUACCAAUAUAGUGUACGAGGCCCAAGCAAAUCCAGCGGACCACAAAGUGGCCGAUGAACGUUUGAAACCUUUUACAGUGCUCUAG